Molecule: messenger RNA, 1738 nt
Organism: Triticum aestivum (bread wheat)
Lineage: Eukaryota; Viridiplantae; Streptophyta; Magnoliopsida; Poales; Poaceae
Product: GDSL esterase/lipase LTL1
Exons: 8
Coding region: 679-1101 (140 amino acids)
Molecular function (GO): hydrolase activity, acting on ester bonds
Source: RefSeq, a predicted model, not a curated record
GGCCUCCUGCCCUCGAGCGACCAGUCGCACGCACGACUCGCACACCAGAUCACUUCGCCACCGCCCUCCAUCCCUUCGCCACCGCAGAUCCAUCCUGCCGCCGCCGCCGCUCCAUCCCUCUCUUCCCUCCAAGCUUGUCACCGGCGACGAAGCGUACGGCGCCCUGCGGUCGUGAUCGAUCGCCUCCAGGAACCUACCACGCGCGCCGAGGCGAGGGCCUCGUGGACUCCGUCCGUCGCCGCUUGGCCGAGGACCUCGUGAUGGAUCGAUUAUUUCUCAGCUUGGCGCAUGCCGUACGGCAGCACGCCGCGCGCAGUUUCCUUGGAUUCUAUUCCAUCUCUUCGCGUCCGCUUCCUCUAAUUGUGAGUUUUGGCUGUAAUGCGUUUUACAGAUUCCCAUCUACUAUACUUCCUAUGUAGUGCAUAUCCCGUUCCUCCUUUUACAGGCUUCUCAAAUCAUUCGUUCGUUCGUGCUGGUCAUCCUCCUACAUCUGUCUGUCUCGCUCUCCGAUUGAUUAAUCGUGUUCAUUGGGAUUUAAAAAGAGGAACAUGGAUUUUUGUUGGUGACUUGUAAGCAGCAACAAGAUCUUGCAAUUUCUAAUUUUCUAGCCAUCCACGUGAGUACAGAUCAGGCAAGUACCUCGGGGCAGAGCCCGCGCUGCCAUACCUGAGCCCCUACAUGCGCGGUGAGAACCUGCUCGUCAGCGCCAACUUCGCGUCCACCGGCGUCGGCAUCCUCAACGACACAGGCGUGCAAUUCGUGAACAUCAUCAGGAUCGCCCAGCAGCUGCAGAACUUCCAGGACUACCAGCAGAGGCUAGCGGCGUACGUCGGCGAGGACGCGGCGAGGGAGCGCGUGAGCCAGUCGCUGGUGCUCAUCACGCUUGGCGGCAAUGACUUCGUCAACAACUACUACCUGGUGCCCUUCUCCGCUAGGUCCCAGCAGUUCGAGAUCCACGACUACGUCCACUUCAUCAUCUCCGAGUACAAGAAAGUCCUCGCGGGUGAUAUGGAUGAAGGAAAAGAGGCCAGCAGUGCUGGGCUAAACAAUUCAGGGAGGUAUUGGAUUGGCCUCUGUAGAAACUAUGGUAAAGGCACCUAAUCUUGGGCCCCUAGAAGAAGGAAACUCAACAUGCAUGGUUCUCAUUAGAGGCAACCAGACCGUUGUUGAAAAUAUUGAUGAUUCCUGUUGUGUAUUCUCAAGGAAUGGUCAGGUUUAGUACUGACCGUUGCGGUGCGUAGAAGAAAGGUGCUACUUUCACUUAGUUCUCUCAGUUCUAAGUUGGGACUGCAAAAAUUUGAGGAUUUCCCCACAUAGACCUAAAGUUUUUGCUUCUAGCAUUUCUCUUUUGUAAGCAGCAUGGCAAACCCGGUUUCAAAGUAAAGACCUGAGGAAGAAUGUGGAUUGAUCAUUGUGAUUUCAAGUCCUUCAGGUGAUUGAUCACUGUGGUAAUUCAUUCUUUUGUCAAAUUUGAUUACAAUUGGGGUUGGAGGGAAGCAACAAAAUUCCUAUCCUGUAAUAGACGUUUUUGGUGUGUGACUUGAUAGUUGUUCACGUCGAUACAAAAUUUCAUUCAUGUGGUUUUUUAAGGCAUUUGAAUUUAACAUUGUUUUUAUGAUUGUCUAAGAGCUGGAGCUAUUAAGACUUGGGACAGAUAUAUACAGGUAACAGGGGCCUACAAGAUCCAAUUCAUGUUUGACAGUUCGUCAAAAUAAACAAGUAGUAUUGAUGGGUAAAG